GUCCCCCCGCCGCAGGCCGGCUGCGGCUGACCGGGCGGCGGAAGUUUGACGGCGCGGGGGUUUCCGCGGAUUCCCCAGCACCGGCGGCAGAGCCGGAGGCCAGUGAGCCUGAGCGUGAGAUCUCGGACGCAAGGAGGGAAACCCUCUGACUCGAACAUGGACCUGGAGGCCAGAGUGAAGAAGCUGGGCUUAGGCCAUGAACAAGGAUUUGGAGCCCCCUGUUUAAAAUGCAAAGAAAAAUGUGAAGGAUUUGAACUGCACUUCUGGAGAAAAAUAUGUCGUAACUGCAAGUGUGGCCAAGAAGAGCAUGAUGUCCUCCUCAGCAGUGAAGAGGAUCGAAAAGUGGGGAAACUUUUUGAAGACACCAAGUACACCACCCUGAUUGCAAAGCUAAAAUCAGAUGGAAUUCCCAUGUAUAAACGCAAUGUUAUGAUACUGACCAAUCCGGUUCCUGCCAAGAAGAAUGUCUCCAUCAACACAGUUACCUAUGAAUGGGCUCCUCCUGUACAGAAUCAGGCACUGGCCAGGCAGUAUAUGCAGAUGCUGCCCAAGGAGAAGCAGCCAGUGGCAGGCUCGGAGGGUGCACAGUACCGGAAGAAGCAGCUGGCAAAGCAGCUCCCCGAGCAUGAUCAGGACCCUUCGAAGUGCCAUGAGCUGUCCCCCAAAGAGGUGAAGGAGAUGGAGCAGUUUGUGAAGAAAUACAAGAAUGAGGCUUUGGGAGUAGGAGACGUCAAACUUCCCUCUGAGAUGGAUGCUCAAGCCCCCAACAGAAUCUGCAUCCCUGGUGGGGAUAGAAGCACCACAGCAGCAGCAGGGGCCGUGGAAGACAAAUCUGCCAAGCACAAAGUAACUCAGUAUUCCUGCUAUGGCUGUAAACUGAGUAUGAAGGAAGGUGACCCAGCCGUCUAUGCUGAGAGGGCUGGCUAUGAUAAACUGUGGCACCCAGCUUGUUUCGUCUGCAGCACCUGCUCUGAACUCCUGGUCGACAUGAUUUACUUCUGGAAGAAUGGGAAGCUAUACUGUGGCAGACAUUACUGUGACAGUGAGAAACCCCGCUGUGCUGGCUGUGAUGAGCUGAUAUUCAGCAAUGAAUAUACCCAGGCAGAAAACCAGAAUUGGCAUCUGAAACACUUCUGCUGCUUUGACUGUGACAACAUCCUAGCUGGGGAAAUAUACGUGAUGGUUGAUGAGAAGCCUGUGUGCAAGCCAUGCUAUGUGAAGAAUCAUGCUGUGGUGUGUCAAGGAUGCCACAAUGCCAUUGAUCCAGAAGUGCAGCGGGUGACCUAUAACAAUUUCAGCUGGCACGCAUCCACAGAGUGCUUUCUCUGCUCCUGCUGCAGCAAGUGUCUUAUUGGGCAGAAGUUCAUGCCAGUGGAAGGGAUGGUUUUCUGUUCAGUGGAGUGUAAGAAGAUGAUGUCUUAAGGAGAGAGCGCCGAGCAUUAUUGAGCCAUAGCUAUCUAAAGUGGUCUGCUUUUUAUUGUAAAAUGCAAUUUGAAAAAAAUAAUAAUAAAAGGAAAAAAGAAACCAUGAGGGAAACCAGGAGAUUUUGUUCAGCAUCUGUCUUUGCUGUUUUUCCGUAUCAAUUUUUUCAUCUCAACUUUAAAAACCUAUGUUAAGCAUUUGAUUGAAAAGACAGGUAAAGAAUGUUAUCUUUCUUUUGCUUUCCAGAUAUAAAAUCUUUGAGUUGGAAGCUUUAAUUAAUCCUUAUAUCCCCAUCCCCCUUGUGCCAAACACAGUAUAUAAAAGCAUUUAAAAGUUAGUAUAAUGAAUAGAAAGCUGAGCAUUUCUACUUCUAUACUCUUUUUUUCCCCUCAUGUGUAAAAUGAGAAGGAAAUUAAAUUUGCCCUGGUGUCAAGAUGCUACAUUUAUUGCCUCAUCUUAUUCACUGAACUUUGUAAUGAUUGACAGGAAAUUCUUUUUGACAGGGAAAAUAGAAAUGUGGUGGAUCGUGUAUAGCUGUUACCAUUUUAGUGCCUAUACAUCACUAUCCUAGUUUAGGCAAAAGUAGCAUCUUUUAAAUGCCGUUUUUUUCUUUUUGUUUUCAUUUGCCCUACCCCUCGGUAUUCUCCUUCUAAGCUGGUAACUUCCAUCUGUGGCCUUGAAUAUUUUGUUACCACGUGGCAUAAUAAUGUCCACACUUUUUACUUCUAUAGAUAUUUGGUUUGGACAUAAGUCAUGCCACUCAUUUAUAUUAUGUUUUCAAUCCAAAGAACAUGUAUACAUUUUGCACACAGGAAACUAUAACCUAUAACUGAUUGCAUGUGCCUGCCAUGGUUCAGAUAGAUUUUUUUGCCUGGCUCUAUUGUCUUCUGAUGGAUACUGUCCCAUGAUGCUUCUAAGCCUGUUCAUGGAUUUAUUAAUGUCUUCAUCUGUAUACUUCCAUCCUUAGGCAUUUAUACUGUUUAUUUUUCCCUUAUAUUUCCCUAUAUAGCUAUGCACUAUGAUAAUUAAAUGGAAUGAAUGCUAUGUAUAUUAUUCUUCAAAAUAAAAAGUCUUUUUUCACUUCAA
This is a messenger RNA of Choloepus didactylus (southern two-toed sloth), 2508 nucleotides long. RefSeq names its product testin LIM domain protein (gene TES). Lineage: Eukaryota; Metazoa; Chordata; Mammalia; Pilosa; Megalonychidae. The coding region runs from base 157 to 1422 and encodes 421 amino acids. The transcript is spliced from 7 exons. The record is from RefSeq and is a predicted model, not a curated record. Gene Ontology annotation, molecular function: zinc ion binding.